AAAGAAACAAACAGGCGGAAUCGGAAGUGGGCUGAACGAACAAAUAAAACGGCACGCACACGGCGACAGCCACAAACAGGAAGGCAAGACAGUCACAGUCACAGUCACAGUCAGACUCACAGUCACGGUCACAGUUAGUUAAGCGAUUUCAGAGAAACAUGUAUGCGGCACUAAUGGACAUGAGCCAGAUGCUGGCUGCAAGCCUGGCCUACGCGCCAGCGGAGUCAAGCUCCGCUGCAGCUGCUGCCGGGGUCAAUCUUAGCCAGCUCAGCAACUCCAGUCAGCUGGAUGGAUCGUCCGUGGUAACGGUAGCCACAGCAGCGACAGUGGCCCAGCAUAAUGCCAGCAUCGAGGAGUCCUCGUAUGUGAAGGUAUUGGAUCGCCCGGAGACCUAUAUUGUCACCGUGCUCUACACGCUCAUCUUCAUCGUGGGCGUGCUGGGCAAUGGCACUUUGGUCAUCAUAUUCUUUCGCCAUCGCUCCAUGCGCAACAUACCCAACACCUACAUCCUCUCCCUGGCUUUGGCCGACUUACUGGUCAUCCUGGUCUGCGUCCCUGUGGCCACGAUUGUCUACACACAGGAGAGCUGGCCCUUCGAGCGCAACAUGUGUCGCAUUAGCGAGUUCUUCAAGGACAUUUCGAUUGGAGUCUCCGUCUUCACGCUGACCGCGCUCUCUGGCGAACGCUACUGCGCCAUUGUCAAUCCGCUACGCAAGUUGCAGACAAAGCCGCUGACUGUCUUCACGGCCGUCAUUAUCUGGGUGUUUGCCAUUAUGCUGGGCAUGCCCUCGUUCGUUGUCUCGGACAUCCAGAGCUACAACAUAACCACGCCCAACGGCAACAUAACCAUUGGAGUCUGCUCUCCAUUUCGAUCCAAGAUUUAUGCAAAAUACAUGGUGGUGGCCAAGGCGUCCAUCUACUAUUUGGUGCCACUGUCCAUCAUCGGCGUGCUAUACAUCAUGAUGGCCAAGCGACUCCACAUCAGCGCCCGCGACAUGCCCGGCGAGCAGCUGAGCAUCCAGAGCCGCAGUCAGGCGCGGGCUCGCCGCCAUGUCGCCCGCAUGGUGGUGGCCUUUGUGGUCGUGUUCUUCAUUUGCUUCUUUCCAUAUCACGUAUUCGAGCUGUGGUACCACUUCUACCCGACGGCCGAGGACGACUUCGACGACUUCUGGAAUGUGGUGCGCAUCGUGGGAUUUUGCACCAGCUUCCUCAAUUCGUGCGUUAAUCCUGUGGCACUCUACUGUGUGUCCGGCGUGUUUCGGCAGCAUUUCAACCGUUAUCUGUGCUGCAUUUGCGUCAAGCGGCAGCCCCAUCUUCGCCAGCACUCGACCGCCACAGGCAUCAUGGACACCAGCGUCACCUCUAUGCGUCGCUCCACCUAUGUGGGUGGUGGCAUCGCAGCUGGCGGGGCUAGAGAGGGUGGGCCGCGUGCCUCGGUACACAUGAACAACAACCACGGCGUCAGCGGAGCUGCAGGCGGUCGUGGCGGCAGCUUCCAUCGACAGGACUCGAUGGCCUUGCAGCACGCAGGCAGCAUCAACGGGCACUCGCACAAUGCGAACGUGGGCGCUGGGGCUGGCAUCGGCCGAGCCUCCAUCAUCAAUGAGAAAAGGUGAGGCACACUGAUUGUGGAGCUGCUGGAGGAGGGCUCCACUUCCCAACAGGCCGACGCGCAGCUCUAAGCACUUGGCCACUGAUCUCACUCACACAAUCGCUGUAUGUGUGCGUGGCUCUGUGUGUGAGUGUGUCGCACCCGCACUGCAAUUUAUACACACUCUCGCUAUGCUAAUUGGCAGUAAUUGUUGUGUUGAGCCCCAGCAUCACUGAAAUGGCAAUUGGCGUGGGUAUUAGCCUCGGCUAUAAGCCUAUGGGUGCUGUACAUAGCCAGCUGGCCUUUGUCCUUAGCCACUGACCAUCUGGGCACGUGUGUGUAGGCAUUGCACUAAUGUUGGUGAGCUACCCACAAAGGCCUGCUCAGGCUGAAAGCGAACCUGAGCUAAGAGCGGAAAAGUACUCGAAUAUUCCAAUAGCCCUUGUGCUAUCCCCCUCUUCAGCAAAGCUCCCCCUAUGUGUAUCCCCGUAUUAAUCAUAUGUAAAUUCCAUGGCAAUUGUGAGGCUCAAUUCGUUGUAAAUACAUAUAAUAAUUAUAAUCGCAAUACCCUCUGAUUCGGCGUACUCUAUGUGAUGUGGCAAAGUCCUAGU
Drosophila arizonae is the source of this 2202-nucleotide messenger RNA. It is a transcript of the gene CCHa2-R, whose product is annotated as CCHamide-2 receptor. Gene Ontology annotation, biological process: G protein-coupled receptor signaling pathway. Gene Ontology annotation, molecular function: neuropeptide receptor activity. Gene Ontology annotation, cellular component: plasma membrane. The record is from RefSeq and is a predicted model, not a curated record. NCBI's taxonomy places the organism in Eukaryota, Metazoa, Arthropoda, Insecta, Diptera, Drosophilidae.